AUGGCAGGACCUGACUAUGGAUUUCAUUAUAGGCUUACCGCCGUCGAUGAGCAAGCGAAAGGCGUGCGACUCGAUCUUCGUGGUGGUCUACAGAUAUUCCAAGAUGUGUCUGCCGCCAUUGCUGCCCCUACUACCCCCAUUACCGAUCGCCCCGCGACCCCGGUCGCUGCCGGCGGUAGGGCCGAGGAUCCUAGGGACAACCGUCCUCUACGGCGCCCCCUCCCUAACGAUGCGCCCCCCGCCCCCUCUCCCUCUAAGCGGGCUAAGACGGCGAAGGCUAAGGGCUCCUACUACUACCGCUACCUACGCCGCCUACGGGCCGUAGGCGAUGCGGCGGGGCGGGAGAUCGAUAAGGGUAAGCGCGGUAGCCGCUUAGGCUACGUACCGGCCGCCAACCUCGCCUACGCGAGGGGCGAGGAUGGCGCGCCCGCCGUUACCGCCAUCCAGCGCGAGGCCGACGCCAUCGACGCCGAGCUCCGGCUCGUCGAGACCGACGUGGCCCCCCACCUCAUCGACGCCGUACGGGCCGCGGUCGACUCCUACCGGGAGGUAGUACGUACCGCACGCUUCCCGCACCCUAUUCGCGUGCUGACAAUUUUAGAAUAA
This is a messenger RNA of Fonsecaea monophora, 606 nucleotides long. RefSeq lists its product as hypothetical. The coding region runs from base 1 to 606 and encodes 201 amino acids. Lineage: Eukaryota; Fungi; Ascomycota; Eurotiomycetes; Chaetothyriales; Herpotrichiellaceae. The record is from RefSeq and is a predicted model, not a curated record. The transcript is spliced from 6 exons.